GAGGCCGGGUUAAUCUCGGAUUUGACGUUUUGGAUUCCAGCAGGAAUUCUCCGGUUCAGCCAGGAACAGCAGUAGUCUGAUCACGUCUGCGUGCGGUUAUUGAUUAACGCCGGAGUUUUUAGCUGCAUUUCCGGGGGGUGGUGUUUUAAAGCUGGCGUGCAUUGCAAUCAGGAGAGUGAAUGAAGUGAGUGAGAGAGAAAGGGUUCCUGAUCCGUAUUGUGAUUAUGCAAAUCUGAGAGAAGCGAGGCUGGAGCUUUGUGUGAGCGCCAGCUAGCCUUUACUGUUCUCUCUCUCUCUCUCUAGCUGCAUCUCUCUGUUCCUGGGUGUUUGCAACCAGGCUGUUCCCUCCCUAUUCCUCCUCCUCCUCCUCCUUCCCAUGUCUUAAAAGCAGUGGGGGUGGGGGGAUAACCAGCCAAGGUGUCGGGGAGGGGCUGUAGACCUAGCUCCGGACUUCUGAACGCUCUCUUAAAACAGAAGAACCUAGAAAUAGUCUCCCCAGUUCUGUGUGUGUUGGUGACUAUGGGACGACAAAGCGCCGGGAGAGUGGCUUUCUCUCUCCAAAUAUUGCUGCUGUCCCUCGCUGUAGAUGUUUGCUGGAGUUUGUGCCCGGAGAAGGAGUUGGAGACUAGGGAAGAAGAAGCGAAUGUUGUCUUAACGGGGACGGUGGAGGAGAUUAUGAACGUGGAUCCCGUUUACAACACCUACUCUUGUAAGGUACGUGUGUGGAGGUUCCUGAAAGGCCGCGAGACAGUGAAGAACGAGAUUCUCCUGGAUGGCGGGAAUAAAGUGAUGAUCUGUGGCUUUGGCGAUCCCUCAAUCUGUGACAACCAAGUUUCCACGGGCGACACCCGGAUAUUCUUUGUCAACGUGGCACCGAAAUCGAUGUGGCCAGCUCACAAAAACGAGCUGAUGCUCAGCUCCAGCCUCAUGAGGAUUACCCUUCGAAACCUGGAGGAGGUGGAAAAUUGCGUGGAAGAUAGACCUGUGAUUAAGUUCACUCCUGCCCCUGCAACAUCACAGGAUGUAUGUCGAGGUGUCCUCUGUGGGUUUGGAGCUGUCUGUGAGAGAGAUCCCAAAGAGCCAACUAAGGGAAUGUGUGUCUGCAAGAAAAGUGUCUGCCCGUCUGUCAUCGCCCCAGUUUGUGGAUCCGAUUAUUCCACAUACAGUAAUGAGUGUGAGUUGGAUAUGGCCCAGUGCACACAGCAGCGAAGGAUCAAGGUUAUUAGCAAAGGACUUUGUGGCUCGAAGGACCCAUGCAGCGAGGUGGCCUGUGGAUUCGGCAGCACCUGCAUCCAGUCAUCUGAUGGCCAGUCAGCCAAAUGUGUCUGUCCCACCACGUGCAGUGGAGACCAGGAGAGUGUGGUGUGCGGCAGCGAUGGCAAGGAUUACAGAAACGAGUGCGAGCUCAAUAAACAUGCCUGCGAUAACCACAAGAAUGUUUACAAGAAGUCUGAUGGACCCUGCGACCCAUGCAGAGAUGCACAGAAUGACCUAAAUAAGGUAUGCCGAGUACAUCCAAGAGCUCACAAACCUGAAGUGCUCCUGCGCCCGGAAAGCUGCCCACCAGACCACGAGACAGUGUGCGCGGAUGAUGGGCAGACCUAUGAAAGCAAGUGUGCCAUGGAAAGAAUGGGAGCUAUCAAAGGCAUUACCCUGCAGAAGGUUCACUCAGGACACUGUCAGGAUAGAGACAAGUGCCAAGAAGAGUGUCAGUUCAAUGCAGUGUGCCUCAACCGAAGGGGCAUUACGCGUUGCUCCUGUGACCGCAUCAUUUGUGACGGAGCUUACAGACCUGUCUGUGGAGAGGACAAUCAAAGCUACAGCAAUGACUGUGAGCGUAAGCAAGCCGAGUGUCGGCAGAAAACCAGCAUUCCAGUCAAAUAUAAGGGUCCUUGCGACCUUAACACUCAAAGCCCCUGCCUGAGUGUUGAAUGUGAGUUUGGAGCCAAGUGCAUUGUGAAGAAUAAUAAAGCUGUGUGUGAGUGUCAGCAGAGCUGCCAGAAUGUGUACGCACCAGUUUGCGGGAAUGAUGAACAUAUAUACGGCAAUCAGUGUGAGUUGGAGGCCAUGGCUUGUAUUCUGAAAAAGCGCAUCACCAUCAAACACAAGGGUCCCUGUGAUCGCUGUGGAAACUGCCAGUUUGGUGCCAUUUGCGAGGCAGAAACAGGAAAGUGCCUUUGCCCCACAGAAUGUGUAAGCUCCGAGCAGCUGGUGUGUGGCACAGACGGCAACACAUACAAUAAUGAAUGCGAGCUACACGUUCAGUCCUGCAUCAAACAAAGGGAUAUACAAGUUGCAGCCCAGGGAGAGUGCAAGCAAUGCGGCUCCAACAUCUGUUUGUUUGGAGCAAAGUGCGUCGGUGGCCAAUGUGUCUGUCCUCGGUGUGAAAACCAACCCAUUUCCUCAGUCUGUGGGAGCGAUGGGGUCACGUACAUGCACCUGUGUGAUCUACAAUCUGCCUCCUGCCAGCAGAAAAAGAUAAUCGAGGUUGUGGAAGAGGGUUCUUGUGAUGAUGAAUGCGGUUCUGGAGGGUCGGGAUCAGGUGAGGACAAUGAAUGUGAGCAGGAACGAUGCCGGAAAUAUGGAGGAAUGUGGGAUGAGGACGCGGAAGACGACCGCUGUGUUUGUGAAUUCCUCUGUCGCAAUGUCCCUCGGAAUCCUGUCUGUGGGUCUGAUGGGGUAACCUAUGACAAUGAGUGUGCACUGAGGAUGGCGCGCUGUACCAUGCAAAAGGACCUUCAUGUCAUCAUGCCUAACGCCUGUGAGGUUGCAAUUCCACCAUCUGCCCCACAGCAACACUGCAGCAAAUCUGUUUAUGGCUGUUGUCUGGAUAAUGUAACUGCUGCCCAAGGAGUUGGCCUCGCAGGUUGUCCGAGCACCUGUCGGUGUAAUAAGUAUGGGUCUUACAGUGGAACAUGUAGCCCCAGCACUGGUCAGUGUUCCUGCAAGCCCGGAGUGGGUGGUCUCAAGUGUGACCGUUGUGAACCAGGCUUCUGGAAUUUCCGUGGUAUCGUCAUAGACGAGAAAAGCGGAUGUACUCCUUGUAACUGUGAUGCUGUCGGGGCUAUUCGGGAUGACUGUGAGCAGAUGACUGGCCUUUGCUCUUGUAAAGCUGGCAUCACUGGAAUGAAGUGCAACCAGUGUCCAGAUGGAAGUAACUUGGGUCAAAAUGGCUGUGAUGAAGACCCAUCUGUAUCCAAAUCAUGUGCUGAUCUUCUGUGCCAAUAUGGAGCAACUUGUGUGGAGAGUAAUGAGCGUGCUUAUUGUGAAUGCCCCCCUCCUGUUUGUCCAGAAAGUAAAAACUCUAAGGUCUGUGGCUCUGAUGGCAUAACCUACGCAAAUGAAUGUCAGCUCAAAUCUAUUGGAUGUCGCCAAGGCACUGUGAUCACAAUCACACACCAAGGGCCUUGUCGAGGAACUCCAUCGAGACCAACCAUUCCUCCUACCACACACUCUCCUCAGACAACCAAAUGGUCGAAAAUGACCCCAUCAACAGUCAUAUCUUCAACAAGGGAAGACACCAUAUUGACCGCGCGAGUUGAAAAGGACUCUGAAGUGUUUGAAGCAAAGCUCACUCCUAGAUCCACAGCAUGGCCUGCACAUACCACAAGAUCAUAUGUCAGAUCCAAGUCAUCCACGAUAACCAGACGUCCUGUUGUCACUGCCCACCUAACCACUGUCCGGCCUACAACAUCCGUCAUUCCAUCUGAACCCCCUGAUCAGUCAGGCAGUGGGGGUUUCAGUGGGGAUACAGAUCUUGAAGCAAGUGGUGAUCUAGAAGCUAGUGGAGUAGACCCUUCGGGUUCCAAUGAGACCAUAGCUGAACCAACACCCGUUCCAAUUGAAAGGUCAUCGUGUGAUAACACAGAGUUCGGCUGCUGCCCUGAUGGAAAAACACCGUCUGUGGAUGGUGAAGGAACCAACUGUCCCCCGACUAAGAUAUUCCAAGGAGUUCUCAUUUUGGAAGAGGUUGAGGGUCAAGAACUCUUUUACACACCGGAGAUGGACGAUCCCAAGUCGGAACUGUUUGGCGAAACAGCUCGAAGUAUUGAAAGUGCUCUGGAAGAACUCUUGCGGAACUCAAAUGUGAAGAAAGAUUUUAAGAGUGUCCGAGUUCGUGGUCUGGGAGCAAGCAAAUCUGUGCGCACCAUUGUCGAUGUCCAUUUUGACCCACGGACAACUUACACUUCCCGAGAUGUACAAAGGGCGUUGCUUCAGCAAGUAAGGCUCUCGAAGAAGAAAUCUAUCAUUGUAAAGAAACCAGAACAGGAGAACAUCAAAAUCGUGGAAUUUGAUUUGGCACCAGUGCUGUUUACAACCACCAGCACAACCACGGCAGCCACAACAGUCCCAGUAACCACUGCGUCCACGCUGGUCACCCUCCCACUGGCAAUCACCAGGCGGCCCCACUUUACCACCAGGCGGCCCAAGUCCCACCAAGUGGUCAAGGGGCUUCCCACCUCUCCGACAACCACGACAAAGGCAGCCACCCCCAGGCGGCCCCUUCACUCCAAGGAGACUCCUGCCGAACUGCCAGACGUCUACGUUCCAAAACCUUGUGAUUUACACCCUUGUCUCCAUGGAGGCACUUGUGAAGAUGAUGGGAAGGAUUACACAUGCAGCUGCCCAGCUGGAAGGGGAGGAGCUGUUUGUGAGCAAACAAUCAUAUACCAUAUACCUGAGUUUGGAGGCAAGUCGUACUUAGCAUUUAAGACAAUGAAGGCUUACUACACAGUACGUAUCAAUCUUGAGUUCCGAGCCUCUGACCUGGAUGGCUUGCUGCUGUACAAUGGACAGAAGAAAGGCAAAGACUUCAUCUCUCUCGCCCUUGUGAGGGGCCACGUGGAGCUAAGGUUCAACACUGGCUCUGGAACAGGUAUCAUCAUCAGUAAAACACUGAUAGAGCCUGGGAAAUGGCACCAAGUCGUUGUGAACCGUAACCGACGCAAUGGAAUGCUAUCGGUGGAUGGUGAACCACAUGUGCUUGGGCAAAGUCCUGAUGGAACUGAUGGACUAAACCUGGAUACUGACCUGUUCCUGGGAGGGGCCCCAGAGGAUGAAAUGGCACUCGUAACAGAGAGAACAGCAGCAAACAAGGGGCUGAAGGGCUGCAUCCGAUUGCUGGACGUCAAUAACCUGGUCUAUGACCUUGAGGAAACAGGCAGUGAUGUCCUGUAUGGCAGCGGCGUUGGUGAAUGUGGAAAUAACCCCUGUCAAAACAACCCCUGUAAGAAUAAUGGCAAGUGCCACGUGAAGGAAGCAGAGAUGUUCCACUGUGAGUGUGACAGUGGGUUUUCAGGAGCAACAUGUGCCGAUGAGCACAACCCUUGUGAUCCCAACCCCUGCCACCCAUUAGCGAAAUGUUUGGUGCUACCUGAAGGUGGAGCAAAGUGUGAAUGCCCAAUGGGCCGUGAGGGAGAGUUCUGCGAAAGAGAAACUGAGCAGAACCAGGCCACUGCUUUCAUUCCAGAGUUCAAUGGGCUUUCCUACCUCGAAAUGAAUGGAAUCCAUACAUUUGUCAGCGAAUUGCUUCAGAAGCUGUCAAUGGAAAUAAUCUUCUUGGCCACUGAUCGCAAUGGAAUGAUCUUUUACAACGGGCAGAAGACCGAUGGCCGUGGGGACUUUGUUUCCCUAAACCUGCGUGAUGGUUACUUAGAGUUUAAAUAUGACCUCGGAAAAGGACCAGCAGUUAUUAGGAGUAAGCAACGCAUCCCACUGAAUGUGUGGAAUGUGGUUACUGUUGAAAGAAAUGGGCGGAAAGGAUUAAUGAUCAUUAAUAAUGGUGAACCCAUCAAUGGUGAAUCCCCGACGCCGCACACAGCACUGAACCUCAAGGAAGCUUUGUAUGUAGGUGGAGCACCAGAUCUCAAUAAGUUUGCCCGUGCAGCUGCAAUCACAUCUGGAUUUAAAGGAGCAAUUCAGAAGCUUUCAAUAAAAUCUAUUCCACUGCUUAAGAAAGAAAACAUUAGAAAGGCAAUGGAGAUCUCCAAUUACCGCUCUCAUCCCUGCACAGCCAGGCGUAGUCCAUGCCGCAAUGGCGGAAUCUGUAGUCCAAAACUCGGGGAAUAUGAUUGUAUGUGCCAGCGUGGUUUUUCAGGAUCACAGUGUGAAAAAGCACUUGAAGAGAAGUCCGCAGGUGAAAGUGAAUCUGUGGCUUUUAAUGGACGGACAUUCAUAGAAUAUCACAAUUCAGUAACAAGAAGUGAAAAAGCGAUACAAAUUAAUUACUUUGAACUGAGCAUCAAAACCGAAGCAACGCAAGGACUGAUUCUGUGGAGUGGGAAAAUUGCUGAGAGAUCUGAUUACAUUGCACUGGCUGUGGUAGAUGGAUACGUGCAGAUGACCUACGACUUGGGAUCUAAGCCAGUCACACUCAGGUCUACAAUUCCAGUCAACACAAAUCAGUGGAUUAGGAUUAAAGCUAACAGGAUACACAGACAUGGGACUCUCCAGGUGGGAAAUGAAGCCCCUGUCACUGGGUUAUCUCCUAUCGGUGCCACACAGUUGGAUACCGAUGGUGCACUCUGGCUUGGUGGAAUUGAGAAGCUAGCACUUGGAAGUAGAUUGCCAAAGGCCUACAGCACUGGUUUCAUAGGCUGCAUAAAGGAUGUAAUCAUCGAUCGUCAGGAACUUCAACUAGUAGAAGACGCCUUGAACAAUCCCACAAUAUUACACUGUCCAGCCAAAUAAUGAACAGGCCAUGCCUAUUGCUGUAAUUAUUUUCUAUUUUUGUAUACUUUUAUUGCUUUUUAUAUUGAAAAUGUUUUGUUGCAGUAUAUCAAGCUGAUCUCACAAGCGAACCAAACGAUCUAAACGUCCUAGGCUACAACUACACUGUACACAGUUAAUUCGGUCAUACUUGAACCUGUGAAAUUUGGUGCUGGUGGUACCUACUGCCUUCUUUGAAUCAUUCUGCUUUACAAUCUAAGAACUUGUGGUUAGGCUCUUCUUAUUUAAGGCAACUAGAAGAGUUAAAUGCUGCAGUGUUUGCUAUUUGCAACCUGAAUCUGGCUAAUGUAUUUACUCAGAUUUGACCCUUUACAUCAAAUUGUGAGACACAAUAAGGAUCUACUCUCUUUGUUUCUCUGCUUUUAAUAAUUUGUGUUGUUUAUAUUUAAUUAUGGACUUCUUCAAGGAUUAAGUAUAUUGCAAGACUGAACUAGCCAACACAUGUUGUUUUGGGAAAAUGCUAUAUCCCACUUAUAGAAGAUAUGAAGUUAUCAGACAAAAUCAUGUACAGCUAGAUGCGAAGAGAUAUCUUUGCUUGUCUCUUUUUAAAAAUAAAUCCACUUUCAAUAUUCCCAUGUCAAGGCAGCACACUUUCAAAUUGUUCUGGACUUUUUUAGAUGAUCAUAAAUCAUUUUAAGUUUUAAAAACCUGUACUUCAGCUCACAAUCUCAUAAAUGCAGUUGCUUUUCAGUCAUCAAAAUUAAGACAUUUUGGUUUGCAAUCAAGAGGAAAUAAAUAUAUGCUUUUGAUUAUUUUGUAGUUUCUGAAAGAAAACAAAACAUCAUUUAGAUAAACCUACUAAUUUAAUAUUUCUCAACAAUUAAAUGUUUUCAUUAUUAGGAGGAGCUUGCUCCUUUCUCUCCGUCAAGAGAAAAGCUUUUCUCCCCAAACAUGCAGUGUUCAUUCACUCUGCAUAAGAGAUAACCCAUGAUUCUGUGCUGAGAUCCUACAGACUGAGGGAAUCUUUACUGCGUUUCGUUAACCAGCAGUUGAAACUCAAUAUGGAAUCGAGCUGAUAUAAUUUCCUGAAUUUGGUUUUCCAUUUGUCUAUAUUUUUGUAUGUAAAGACUCAAACUGUGUAGGUGUUACACUUUACCACAUGCAGAAAUAAUCUCCCGCUUUUGUUGCCCACUGUGUAUAGUGUAUGUACUAUGGACCAAUAUGUAACAAAUACCUUUCACUUAAUACUUGUGAGAUUGCAUGUGGCCUGCUGGUCUUGGACUGGGAAAAAUAUGCCUACAUUUUAAAUUUAAUGGAGAAAGACUGAUGUCCAGUUGGAGAUCACAUUUAAAAAAAAAAGAACCCAAGAGCUUUGUACUACAUGUGGCAUGCUACUGAGCCGGUCCCAUAAUAUAAUUUUCUCCUUAGCUGCUGCUUGCUGUAAUGUGCUCCACCUGCAGACGUGACCAAUGGAAAGUACAUGGGCACAGGUGGGAAGUUUACUACUGUAAAUCUGUGCCCAGUAGCUAAAUUAAAAUUACAAUGGGCUGUUGGAAAAGGUUUGUGGAAAAUGAGCUUCGCUUUCAUGAACUAUGAAAUAUGCCAAGGAUUUCGCAAGUGGCAUGAGUGGCCAUAAAUGUGUCUAGACUGCUGUAAGAUUUGGUCUCUGCAAUGUGCAUUGAUUCAGAUUGUGAUAUUUUGUCAUCGGCAUUAUUCAGUGGUGUCAAUUUUUAUUUCUGGCCCUAUCAUAUGACAUUUUUUUAAAAAAAUCUGUAGAAGGUUUUUUUUUAACUCAGCCUUAACAACUAAUGUGUAUUCACAGAAUUUCUUUAUAUUCUAUAACAUUCAAAUACAUAUCAUUGUGUAAUCCUGUGAGGGGAUAGCCGAAAAGAACACAAUUAGGAAUAGAAAGGGGCACUGUAUCAUCGGAAAUUGGAAUGUGACAACCACCAAAGCAAAAUCAUUGCAAGGUGGAAGAACAGAGGUGACUGCAACAGAGAGAAUGAGGAAUGCCUUUCUGACAUUUACAAGGGCGGUGCUGCUGUUAGUGUGCUGUUUUAUUAUUCUGUGAAAGGCAACUAGAUCACAUGCAAAGAAAAUGCGUCCUUGCUGUCACUGUGUGAUAUUGUCAUCUUUUAGGCCAGUAUUUAGAGUUUGUAGAUGUCAAGGUUUUGGUCAUUUCUAAUGUCACAAUUUUUUUUUAAUGUAAUCUCUGGCCCUUUGCAACGACUAGUGAGGAAUGCAGUCUGUUGUCUGAUGUCCUUAUAAUGCUUACCUCAUUGUUGUUGCCCACUGCAGGCGAGCAGACAACUUUGGAAUGCUGGUCACUGGGUUUGAGGAGGUCAAUUAAAUGAGCUUGUGUGUGUCUUUUUUCAACAAGGGAAUCGGAGAAAUAAAACAUGAGCAGAAACAUUCCAAAAUGCUGUGUCUUGACUUCAGAAAUGUUUGUGAGGAAGUGGGGCUUUAGAAAUGCCUUAAAUGCCAAGUUCACCAAUCUCCUGGUGAGCCUCACCACGCACACCUUGUGUUGUGCACUUAUUUUUAUUUGAUGUUUUACUGCUGGUGUUUUAACUCUAGUGUAAAAAUAUUCAAGCCCUUUUUUUUAAGAAAAGAGAAAUGCUGGUUUUAUUUAUGUGUUUCCAUACAGUGUUUUUUCAGGUACAUGACCAUUGUAAACUGCUGUAAUUAAUCUGUAAGGACAGUGCACAGUAUAUGAUCAGCAUGAUGUAACCAUUACUAACUUUAUUACUCGUGUCUUUUGUCCAAUCAUCAUGAAAUAAAGUGUAAAACUUCCAAAUAA
This is a messenger RNA of Rhincodon typus (whale shark), 9469 nucleotides long. RefSeq names its product agrin (gene agrn). Gene Ontology annotation, molecular function: serine-type endopeptidase inhibitor activity; laminin binding; calcium ion binding. Gene Ontology annotation, biological process: central nervous system development; cell differentiation; G protein-coupled acetylcholine receptor signaling pathway. The transcript has 36 exons. Lineage: Eukaryota; Metazoa; Chordata; Chondrichthyes; Orectolobiformes; Rhincodontidae. Bases 520 to 6690 code for a protein of 2056 amino acids. The record is from RefSeq and is a predicted model, not a curated record.